UUUUUUUUUUUCAACGUUUUUUUAUUUAUUUUUGGGACAGAGAGAGACAGAGCAUGAACGGGGGAGGGGCAGAGAGAGAGGGAGACACAGAAUCGGAAACAGGCUCCAGGCUCUGAGCCAUCAGCCCAGAGCCUGACGUGGGGCUCGAACUCCCGGACCGCGAGAUUGUGACCUGGCUGAAGUCGGACGCUUAACCAACUGCGCCACCCAGGCGCCCCUAAAAUCUGCAUUUCUAGUAAGUGCCCAGGAAAUGCCAGUGCUGCUUGUCAGCAUAGUCCCAGGGCCACAGACUGAGUAGCAUCAGCUAGGUCCAGAGGCAGGCUUCUCCUAAGAAGGUAUUGUAUGUCUUGUGCAGGGGUCUCCAGGCUCCAAGCAAGUUAACAUAUUUUCUCUCUUGUUAGAACUGCACGACAUCCUGUAAGGUGGUCUGGCAGGAAACUUAUAUCCGUUUAAAACGGGAAGACCUUGAGAUUCAGAGGCACUGACUUUAUGUAUGGUCCAUUUGUGUGGAAUGGAUCCAUCCAUGACUCUAUUUGUUCAUUCAGGCCUGUGGAAAAUGUUCUAGGCCCUGGCCUCUGAAUUGCCAUUACAUUAUGUACCCUCUCUCACCUUCUAUUGAAAUUGUGUAUAUACUCAUCACCACCCCAAGGUGACUAAAGUCCUUGGGAAAUAAAUUAUGUCAGAUGUAUCUUCACAUCCCCAACAGCUCUUGACCCUGGAUUGACAGUGUGUUUGUCGAAUAAAUGACUGGGUAUCUGAGGCUGCUUAAUAAUUGUGGAGGAUAAUAAGUUCUGUGAUUCUUAUGUUUGUAAUGGCUCCUCAUUGCUCAUCUCGGGGGUUCUUAAUCUUUUUGCGGGGGGAGGUCAAGGACUGCUCUGCUAAGAAUGUGACGGCAUCUAUGCUGCCUUUUCCUGGACGGGUAUAUGUCGUGUGCAUUUUGCACAUAUUUUCUGGAGUUUCAUAGGGCACCUUGAAGCCAGAUUCUAUAGACUCCAGUUAAUAAUCUCUAGCUAAUGGGGUUAAAAAUACACCCUGCAGCCUGGCAUCAAAGCUCUUUAGGAUGUGGGCAAUAUGUGUUCUCCCAUUAUGUACUAGUUGGGGCUCCUUCGGUAGCGAGUGGCAGAAAUCCAUUUGAGUUAGAUUAAAAACAAAGUUAUUUUUGUUUUUAUAUGUAAGGGCAAGAUUAUUGGGGUAGUUCACAGAACUGAUGGAAGACUUGGAAAGGAGUAAAAAUUCAGAUGCAGCUCCAAAAACCUUAGUGUCUGGAACCAAGGGGCAUGAGUGAUCUAAGGAUCAUUUUAUCUCUUUAUUUAUUUACAUUACAGGGACAUGGCUGAGGGCAGCUUCAGGCUCAUGUUUCACAGGUCUGUAAGCAAAGAGAAAAGGGCUCUUUUCUACAAGUUUCAAUAAUAAUAAAAAUAAAAAGUCCCAGGGAAAGUCUCUAAUUGGCUUGCCUUGGCUCCGUGCCCAUCCAUGGACCAAUUACUGUGUCCAAGAAGGAUGUCUGGGUCACAUGCCCACCCUCACAAUCACUGUGCCCAGGGAGGGGAGCAGGUAAGAGGAAGGUAGAGCCCAUUCACACUGCAUGGGUGGAGGGCUGAGAAGUUUCCCUCAAGACAGGGCAGUGCUGUGGGAUUGCUGGGGAAAUGACGUGGUAAGGGGAAGCUCCGAUGCGUGUUGUCUGUCAUUUUUUACUUUUCCAAAAUUCGUUGUUCUAACUGCAUUGGGUUGUUCCUUGUCCUUCACACGCAUUAUUCAUUCCCUCCUCUGCUUCUCCUGGGCUUCCCUCCCCACCCUGCUUGUCCCAGCCUCUUGGUUUGCUAGGGCUGCCAUCACACAGUACCACAGACCGGGUGGCUCAAAACAACAGAAAUUUAUUCUCCCACAGUUCUGGAAGCCAGAAAUCUGACAUCAGGGUGUCAGCAGGGGUGAUUCCUCUGAGGGCUCAGAGGGAGAAAAUGUUCCAUGCCUCUCGCCUCGCUUCUGGUGAAGGCAUCUCUCUGUGUCUCUCUCCUCUUCUUAUAAGGACACCAGUCAUAUCAGAUUAAGAGCUCACUCUACUUUGGCAUGACCCCAUCUUAGCUAGUUCCAUCUGCAUCUGCCCUAUUUCCAAAUAAGAUCACAUUCUGGUCAUAUUCCUGGGAGUUAUAACUUAAACAUAUCUUUUGGAAGACGCAAUUCAACCCGUAACAGCCUCCCGGCCCGGAUCAAUGCCAGUUUCUCCAGAAGGAACUUUGGUGACCAUCUCAAGUCAGAUGUUUCUCCUCUGAGCUCCCGCUGUCCUCUCUGAAUGGUUGCCCUACGCCAUGGAGACUAGCUCUCUAUGCAUAUCUUUCAUUGUCACGAGACUGGAAGCUCCUUGAGGUCAAGAAUCCACAUCUUUUUAAUAUUCCCUGUGGUGCUUAGAACGGUGUGUGGCAGUUACUUUCAUAGGUCAACUUGACAAAGUCACGAGCUGCUCAGAUAUUUGAUUAAACAUUAUUCUGAGUGAGUCCAUGAGGGUGUUUUUAGAUGAGAUGAACAUUUGAAUUUGUAGAUGGACCGAAGCCUAUUGUUCUCUCGAAUGUGGGAGGGAUUCAUCUAAUCCCUUGGAGGCCUGAAUGGAACAAAAGUCUCAGAAGAGAGAAUUUGCUCUCUCUGCCUGUCUCUAGGCUGGGACAUUAGUCUUCUCCUACCUUUGGACUUGGGACUCAGACUGGAACUUAAUGCCAGCAGCUCUCCUGGGUCUCCAGCCUGCUGACGUCAGGCAGAUCCUGGGAUGCCUCAGUCUCUGUAAUCAUGUGACUCAAUUCUUGCUAAUAAAUCUCUUUAUAUAUAUAUGUAUACUUGUAUAUAUGUCACAUCCUGUUGGCUCUGCUUCUCUGGAGAAGUUAGACUAGGGCUAACACAAAGUGCCUCCCACAAUGUGAGUGCCCAGUAAAUGGCAGGGAAUGAAAGAGGGGGUGAUGGAAUGGUAAUUAGAGUGCUGGGGUGCCUCCCAAACUCUCUUCACCCAGCCAGGGGAAUGCCUCAAAGAGAAACUGGGGAUACGUGAUACUCUCUCCAUUCAGUUGUUCUCAGCCUCAGCCGUACAUGGAGAAGCACCUUGAAAAGCUCUGAAAAUCUCUGUGCCUCUGACUAAUUAAGCAUCCGCACCUGGGAAGGGGACCCAGCCAUCAGUCGGUUUCUUUUAAGUCUUUGCCGUGAAUUCCCCGCACGCUGGAGGUUGCAGAGCCUUGCUGGGGCAGUGGGAGAGCUCCAGGCUCAUGCUGGGUGCUUUUCCCAAGUGAGUCUCGCCUUUGGACUUAACCUUGGAUCAGGAAAGCAUUAUGAUAGCACAAACUUUGGAGACAGGUGUAAAUUUGUUCCCGGUUGACUAGGCCAGGCUACUUCCUAGGACUCAGAAAACCCAGUGUUUGAAACUUGCUCUGAGUUAAUGUCCUGCCUGCAUUCAAGCUCAGAUUCUUGGAGAAGGGCCUCGAAGAAGGAGCAUUUUCAUGCAAAAUGUGAGUGGGCUGUGUGUCAGCUGUCAGCACCAGGAAAGGAAAAGGACCAGGGAUGCUCUGUGUGUAGCUGGUGACAAUGGGAUGUCACAAAGAGUUACUAGGGGAAGAAGAACAUCUGCACUAACAAUGCCAUGGCGGGGUGCAGGAGAAACCCAGAGCCCCCCGGGGACUUUGGAGAGUUACAUUUCAGGCCUGUGCAUGAAUGACUGGCCAAGCCUCCUGAUGCCGGGGGCUUGCAGCAGGAGAUCAAAGCCUCGGGGCGCCUUGGCUGGGGUGGUAGCUGGCCACUGUGUUCUGGCCUCCUGGCCGCUCCAUAAACCAUGUCUGACAGGGUGGCAUCUCCGGCAGGCCCGCGAUGCGGAAGGGAACACAUGCGGCCAUAUUUCAGCCUGGACGCCUGGACCCGAAUGUGAGCGCGUGCGUGUCUGGGGCUGAAGUUUCCCUGAAGCUGAUUUGUGACCGUCUGAAUUUACAACCUUGGAGGACAACAGAUCGACCAACUAGACCCAUAUGUGUUUAGUCCCCAAGCCUGCGUCUCAGAGAGCACAAGGGGGAGGAUGGGAGGGCGGAGGUGGGGGGAUUUUACUAUGUUCCCAGCAAUAGGUGGUGAUAUAGGUCCUGUCAAGCAACGGGUUUUUAGAGGCAUUUUUAGGGCAUCUCAUUGUCCUCUUCUUUCUCACCCAGGGUUGUCUGCAGUGCCUGGAGCUGAAGGGCCUUGUAGAAAUUAUUCAAAAUCACAAACAUUCCACAGGAAUUGGAUAGGAGACUGAUACCUCAGUGUCCCCUCUUUGGCUCAGCAGCCCCAAGAACACUUAGCUUCAUGGAGGCAGCUCUACUUAAAAGGAGCAGGGAUGGUGGGGGGGCACCUGAGCGGCUCAGUUGGUUGAGCAUCUGACUUCGUUCAGGUCAUGGCCUCACAGGUUUGUGGGUUUGAGCCCCACAUGGGUGCUGACAGUGGAUCCCUCUUGGGAUUCUGUCUCCCUCUCCCCAACCCCCCCCCCCCUUCCCCUGGUCAUGCUCUGUCUCUCAAAAAUAAAUAAACAUUAAAAAAAAUAAAAGGAGUGGGACUCAGUUUCCCUUAUCCAUGGGGAGUGGGAUAUCUCUGCUCCUGGACAAGUCUUGGGACACCCUACAGAAGGACACAGGGACUGAUUUGUGCACAGGUGGGGGCGGUGGCCACCCCAGCAAGACUUGCCAUCCCACAGUCUCUCCCAUCUGCUGUCUGCCUCCUCACAGAUCCUGCCUGUCUGAAGGCCAGGAGAUGAGCCAGACCUCCACUGAGCCCUUCCAGAAUCAGUCAGUUAACAAACAUCCCUGGAGCUCUGUGUGAGGCCUACUCCUAGAAGGUUAUGAAUUACCAUUCUUUACCCCAACAAAGACAGAGUCUAAAAUGCUUCCCCUCAGGGACAGGUGACACAGACUUGUUCAGACAGAGGUAGGGCCUGACCUCAGCUCCUCUCCUGAGAGAAGAUACGCAGUGUCUCAAAGGGGAAUGCAUGAGGGCACAGCAAGGCACGGAAGGGGAAAUGGGAAGGAAAGGGCUCUGUUAGGGGGUCACAGGUGCCACACAUGCUUUCUUGUCUCCCAUCUUACAAACAGAAGUCAUAGAUGUUCCUGGGCAUUUGAUGUUCUUCAUUGAUCAACCCUUGUUCAGGAGGCAUGCAUACAUGGAAUGUGGCCUCCCAGCCUGUGAUGGCAGGUGUGUGUGUGUGUGUGUGUGUGUGUGUGUGUGUGUGUGCACCUGCAUGCACACUCCAGGCAUAGAGAGAGAUUCACUGGUAGCAAGGUGACAAAAAGGACGAUGAGGUAGAAAGGGUGUCUAAAUUGGAGUAAGAGGCUUGGUAUGGACUGAAUGUGGCCCGUCCCCCCAAAUUCUUAUGUUGGAACCCUUUGCCCCAUAUGAGCUAUGGAGCUAUGAGAAGGUGGCCGUCUACAACCUGGAGGAGACUGUCCUCAGAACUCAACUAUGCUGGCAUUCUGAUCUCGGACUUGCAGCCUCCAGAGGUGUGAGGAAUAAAUUUCUGUGUACACCCCAUCCAGUUUAUGGUACUUUGUUACAGGUGCCAGAACAGACUCAGAUAAGGGCUACAUUGUAAGCAACAGCUUUCCCAUGUCCUAGCAGUGUGACUCUGAGUAUAAAUUCAUUCUGCUAAAAAAAUGAAUAAUUUCUGCUCUGUUUCCCUUCUUUACGUGGUUGUUAGGAGACCUGAAGGGUAGGAUAUAUAUGGCACUAUUCUGUAGAAUCUAAGUUUUCUGAAAUAUUCAGAAAACAAAAAUCUUUUGUGUUUGCUUUUAAAGCAAAACACUGCCAUGGGGCCGCCUUUUUUUUUUUUUUUCCCUUUUCUCACAAAGGUUGAGAAUGUUUCUGUACACAUGAUUCCAAAAUACCGUCAGCUUUCCAUUUUAGUUUUAAAUUGCCAUCUGCCAUAAAGUCUCUCAGCAAUGAAACCAGGUUCCUCUUUGUAUGGAUUCCUUGGUUUCUUCUCUGCUGUUUUGUGACCUGGGAAAAUGAGCCAGGAUGAGGAGAACCAGGGACUCGUCCAGAAAUGUUCAUGUUGGGGGAAGAUCCUGACUCCUGGAUAAUGAAGUGUGGAUUGUUGGCAAAUUUCUAAAGAUAAUAUUUGUGGCAGGUAAAAAAUAAUGUCCAGUUAAAAACUUGGCAGUAAUUCUCUCAGGGAGAGAAUUGUCUUUUGUUUGGCGAAAUACCUUGAUGGCUUUUUUGAGUACAAAAGGUGAGCUCGCCCUAGGACAUGCAUUAGACUGGAGGUGGUUUUCAACUGUGCUUGCACAUUAGGAGCUUUGGAAAAGUGUGUGUGCUUCUGCCCCAGCUCCAGAGCCUCUGACAUAAUGGCCUGGGGUAGAGUCUGGGCAUCACUAUUUUUAAACACCGCCCCCCCCCCCGUCCCCAGGAGAUUCUACUGUGUAGCCUGAGUCGAUUCUCCUGCACUAGACCCAGAUGAGAGGGACAGGUAGAAGAGUGGACAGAACUGGGGGGCUGGUAGCCUGAUGAGAGAGAUGAGAGAGGGAAAGAGAAAUCACCUGGGUGGCAGUGGGCUGGGGCUCUGUGUGCACAGGUGGCCAGCGAGGUGUCUCCAGUGUCCAGAGGAGCCAGGGACAGUUAACAAAGGAAUCCCUGGCAUUGAGUUUUAGGUUGUUCUCUGUGUUGUAUAUAGUACAUACAACACUACCUUGUAUCUCUAGAUCCUCAUGAACAUCUCUGUCUGCCCAGUCCAGUGUCCAUAGUGCUGUGGGGGAAAUGCUGGAACUUAGGCUGGCCCCACUGAUGAACAAAAACAGCCCAACACCUGCAGGAGAUAAAAACUGAAGGGAUUGAAAACCCAGCAAGAGUGGGAGAUUGGAGUGAGGAGGGAACGAGGACACAAUUGCCCCCCUAAGAAUCCUCUGGGAUGUUGGAAAGGAUGCUUGGUUUCCUACCGUUUGUGGGCCAGGGAUUCAAGGCAAUUUUAUUUAAAUCUCAGUGGAUGGUGCCUCAGCUGCUGGGGGACAUGAAGGCUUACAAACAGCUGACACUCGAGCCAGAGAAUAAUAAAUAAUUCACCACCUUCCACUCUUUCCACCGUAUACACUCCAUGUGUGGAAUAUUUUACAGUGAUCACAGUUCAUUCGCAUUCAUCUCUCUUUGAGCUUUCCAACAGGCCUGAGAGAUGGGGAAGAAAGGAAUUUGUCACAUGCGAUCGCGAGAAAAGGGGGUUCUCAGCGGCUGUAGAUUGCAUCCAGGAGCCGCAGGGCUUGAAGCCUCGUGGGCUCCGAAGCCUCACUGCUGGUCCUGACUCAGUGCUCAACCCACCAUUUCAGCCCGAGUUCAGGUCUCUCACAGCCUUGCCACUGCAGGAAGAUCUUCUGUGUUAACACUCUUGUUUUUAGACAACAUGAGCUCGAGAUCGAACAUCUACUUUAAUCUCUUCCCUCUCUGCCAUCUCUUCUCUCCCCUCUCCUUCUUCUGUCUCCUUUCCCCAUCUCCUCAUCCCCCCCAUCCACCCACCAUUUCUUUAGCAUUAAAAAAAAUCUUUUUUCAGUUUAUUUUUUGAGAAAGAGAGACACAGAGAGAGAGAGCAGGGGAGGGGCAGAGAGAGAGGGAGACAAAGGAUCCCAAGCAGGCUCCUCACUGUCAGCACAGAACCUAACAUGGGGCUUGAACUCAUGAACUGUGAGAUCAUGACCUGAGCCUAAAUCAAGAGUCAGACACUUAACCGACGGAGCCUCCCCCCCCCCACCACUAGGCGCAUCCCCCCUCCCAUUUCUUUAGCAUUUACAUGGCUAUACUCUCAUUCGAUAGACUUCCCCUAGAUUAGGGUGGUCCUGCGUGGAUUCCACCUGGGAGUGUUUUUGAAUCCUUUCUUGUUUAUUCGGUCUUCUCUGUUUCUUUAUCUGACUCCAGGAUGAGUCAAACGUGCUUACCAGCAUGUAUUGCAGAAUCCCCCGGUUUCUAACCGGGAAAUGGUCGCCCUGCGUCUCUGGGAGGAACUUCCUGGCUUUGCUCGUGGACCUCCACAAGUUGUUGAUGUAACACAUUCUCGGCAGCUAGAGAGGACUAAAUAUACUAACUGGCUUGAGCUGACCUUUGCUCUAGAUUUAGAAGAGAGGCAUGGCGACCUGUUUCUCCCACAUGGAAACAAACAGUGGAGCGGAUUUUAUGCCCAGGUGUUUGCCAUAUAGCUUGAUACAAAACCAUGUCCUGGAAAACUAUAAGCCAAUCUAAUUUAUAGAAAUAAACUGAGUGAGAAUCAUUAUUUUUUAUUGGUACCACUUAAUGUGAAGAAAAUGCACAUUUUCCAAAAAUAUGGAAAAAACGUUCCAUUUGCCUUAUUGGGUCCAAAUGUUAGGUUUAAAUUAUUUUACUAUGCAAACUUUCUUUCAUAUCUUGGCAGUAGUGAUUUCCAUUUUUAUUCCUUUGGUAUCCAUAAUCUUAUGAGAAUCAAAAACAUAUGCUUUGAGAUCACUGGACAGCUCCUCCUCCCACAUUUUAAAAAUGCACAAGGAAGGUUAUUGCUCUGGUAGCAAAAAUAACAGGAACGCUAUGGGAGAAAAUUAUGAGGACAUCGAGGCUGAAUGGGAAAGAGGUUCAAAAGGUGCACUCUGGUUUUCAUGCUUUUGAUUUGCAAGUCAUUAAGCUGGAAGAGCCCCUGCCUCCUGCUGACUGCCACUAGGAAUGUAAUUUUUUCUUCUCUAAUAGAGGAUUGCUUAUUCAAUGACUCCGGUUUUCAAUAUCGGAGGAGAAUAGGGGAUCUGGAUUUUCCAGUGCUGCCUAAGAUGGGGCGCUGGUUACAGGGCUAAGAGUAGAUGGACUUCUGGCCUCCCCUUUGUCUGCACAAGGAGGGUGCCCUUGGUGGGGAGGCAGAAGCAUCAUACAAAUUUUGGUCUCAGGAACUUUAGGCUGACAGAGAGAAGCCAGUGAAGAGAUGAAUGCUUUGUGUUCUCUCCUGAGGAAAAAUUAUUAGAAGAAAAAAAAAAUCACUUGAGGAGAGUAAGAUAUUAAAAUGUGAUGAAAGGGUGUUUUGUAGCCAGGGUUGAAGCGAUGGGCAUCUCUUGGGACAACUGGCACAGGAGUUCCAAGACCGGGGGCAGGAGAAAGCUGUACCACAGGAAGCACGAGCUGGGACGCCCCAUUGCCAACACUAAGAUUGGCCCCCACCUCAUACACGCAGUUCAAGUUCCCAGAGGCAGUAAGUACUGUGCCUUGAGGCUGGACCUGGGGAACUUUUCCUGGGGCUCCAAGUGUUGUAUGCACAAAACAAGGAUUGCUGAAGUCGUCCACAAUGCAUCCAACAACCGACUGGUCCACACCAAGCCCCUGGUGGAGAACUGGAUCGUGUUCACUGACAGCACCUGGUACCCACAGUGGGACGGGUCCCCCUGUGCACUGCUCCUGGGCCACAAGAAGGGGACCAAGCUGGUUCCCGAGGAGGAAGGGAUUUUAAACAAAAAACAUUCAAAGAAAAUUCAGGAGAAAUAUGAUGAAAGGAAAAAGAAUGCCAAAAUCAGCAGUCUUCUGGAGGAGCCGUUCCAGCAGGGCGAGUUCCUUGCACGCAUGGCUUCAAGACCAGGCCAGUGUGGCCCAGCAGAUGGCUGUGUGCUAGAAGGCAAGGAGCUCGAGCCCCAUCUUAGGAAAAUCAAAGCCCAGAAAGGCAAAUAAAGCUUCCUCCCUUCUAUCUUUGGUCACGUAAUGAAGGUGUUUAUUGUUCAAAAUAAAUAAAUAAAUAAAUAAAUAAAUAAAUAAAUAAAUAAAUAAAUAAAAUGUAACAAAAGGAAGGUGAGAAGAGUGUCAAAGGAAAAGGGGAAGGGCAGAUGAGAGGCUCAGUGUCUUCCAGGGGUAAGAGGACAAGGGCCCCAGUGGCCUGGUCCCUUGCCCAAUGAACUGGGUCAUAGUCCAGACUUUGCAUCGGCACAUUAUAGAAAGUUCAGUGUGUGCUCCAUCAGCCAAGACCAAUGUUUCCAGAAAUAUGCAAUGUCAUUCUCUGCCUCCUACGUUGUAUUUGCCCUGAUUGUCCUCUCUGGGACUUGGGUCUUUGUUCGGUGCACAUAGCUGUAUACUCCAAGUUUCUGCUGUCCAUGAACUGGUGGUUAGUGAGCACAUGUUUUUCCACAGCUUGCUCUUGUAUUUCUGUAGUACUUGCUACUUUAUAUCCUCAAUGACAACGUUACAUUGGCCCUUUCUCCCUUAGUCCAUUCAAAAAACUCACUCUUGUUUCAAAAUAGACACAAGUGUCUUAUUCUCUAUGAAAUCCUACCUGAUCUCCCAAAGCCAAGCUGUUUCUUUUCUCUUUCAAGGCCCCCUGUACCUGGUGGGCACACAACAAUUAUUGCCCUCAUUUUUCUGUAUCGCACUCUUUUUUCUGCUUGUCUGGGAGCUCUUCUACAUGUAAACUUGAGGGCAGAAACUGCCUUAAUUACCCUGACUUUCCCUACAUUUCAUUAUCGAUUGCAUUUUAACAGGUGCUUAAAUAAAUGUUUUUGAAUGGAUGAUUGAAUGAAUGACAUUCAUUCAUCUAGGCCCUUAUUGGUUGCAAGGAUGAAUACAAAAUGUACUUCAUUUGCAAAUAAGCAAAUGUAAUUAAAACAGAAGUACUGUAAAAAUUUUGUUUCUGGCGCCUGGGUGGCUCAGUCAGUUAGGCGUCUGACUCUUGAUUUCGGCUCAGGUGAUGAUCUCAUAAUUCGUGGGAUCGAGCCCCCCCUGGUCGGGCUCUGUGCUGACAGUUUGGAGCCUGCUUGGGAUUCUUUCUCUCCCUCUCUCUCUGCCCCUCCUCCACUCUCUCUCUCAAUCUCUCUCUCAAAUAAACAUUAUUUUUUUUUUCAUAUUAUACUUAGUUUUUGCAUUCUAAGAAUGAAAGGGAGAGCUUACAGCUAUGUGGUUAAUAGCCGAGUGGAAUAAUGCAGACUCCCCUUAUACUAGAACUCUCCGACCCACAUUCCACACUUACCUUGACUUUCUGACAUUGACCGUGGAUGUUAAUCAGAUGGUGGAAUGAUUGUUUCAUGACCUUCAGCUCAUUUAUCUCUGGAAAUCAGUACUGACUUUUUGUGGAACAAGACUAAAAAUGCUGAGGCAAGGCACCCUCAGCAUUGGGGGUAUAGUGUCUCAUUUGUUUGGGUGGGGAAGGCUUUCAAUGACCAUGAUUCAGGAAGCAGUCUUAUGGCCAGCCAUCUGUGUAGACUAAGGGGUACAAGGGUCCCACCAGGAACAGAUUUCACUGCAUCAGGACUUCAGUCUCUGGGGAGAUUCAUAUCCCAGCUCACGAUAGCUCAGUCUCCAGAGGCAAGUCAGACUUCCACUCAUUCAUGGGUGUCUUCUUCUCCAGGUCCAAGUCCUGCUUGGAACUCCCUUCAUGAGGCUUAACGAUAGAGCAGACUUGUGCUUGGUAGACCUGAGUGGACCAUGUUAGUAAUCAACCAGACUGGAAGCAUGGGCCUUUCUGAGAGCCUGGGAAGUGGAAGUGGCUCAGAUCCUUGGAGAAGUUGAUGGCCCUUUGAGAGGCAGAAGAGCAUGAUAAUGUGUAUGACUCCAGCACCAACUGAUCUCAUUCAAAUCCCAGCUCCAUCUCUUCCUACCUGUGUAGACCUUGAAUAAGUCACUUAAACUGUCUGUGACCCAGUCACCUUUUCUGAGGACACUAAUAACCUCAACCUCAGGAUGAUUAUGAAAUUUGAAAGUAGUCAUGCCUUUGAAGCUCUUGGGGCAGUUCCUGAAGCAUAUAACCUUUAAUCAACAUGAGCUACUGUGAUGCCACCUCCUAGAGGCCACCGUUUACUCAUAGAUGUCGAAUAAUUUUCAUGUGUAAGAUACUUUGAUAAUUUUUAUUUAAGCUACUUAGAUAUCUUUGCCAGUACAUGGGCUUAUGUGACUUUGUCAAUGAACUCCAAAACGUAUGGUGCUGGUCCUUCCUACAGAAGUCUUUUUUUUUUUUUUUUUUUUUGGGUAAAUUCAAGUUAGUUAACAUACAAUGUAGUCGUGGUUUCAGGAGUAGAACCCAGUGAUUCAUCUCUUACAUAGAAUACCCGGUGCUCAUCCCAACAAGUGCCCUCCUCAAUGCCCAUCACCCAUCUAGCUCAUCCCCCCACAACACUCCUUCAGCAACCCUCAAUUUGUCUCUGUAUUUAAGAGUCUCUUAUGGUUUGCCUCUCUCUUUAUUUUUUAUCUUAUUUUUCCUUCUCCUAUGUUCAUAUGUUUUGUUUCUCAAAUUCCACAUAUGAAUGAAACUUAUUUUGCUUAGCAUAAUAUGCUCUAGUUCCAUCCAUGUUGUUGCAAAUGGCAAGAUUUCAUUACUUUUCUUCUCCGAGUAGUAUUACAUUGUGUGUGUGUGUGUGUGUGUGUGUGUGUGUGUGUGUGUGUGUGUGCGUGUGUGUGUUUACCACUCAUCGGUUGAUGUGGGCUCUUUCUAUACUUUGGCUACAGCUCUCUUUCUUACGUAAGGAAUCAAGAGAUAAACUUUAGGGCUCAUUCUUGUUUUUAAAGUUACAUUCUUCUUUUUUAUAAUAAACUUUUUAUUUUGGAAUAAUUUUAGAUUUACAGGCAUGUUGCCAAGAUAGAGUAGAACAUUCUUGUAUACCCUUCACUGAGUCUCCCCUGAUAUGAACAUCUUAUGUAACCAUGGGGCAUUUGUCAAAACUAAGAAAUUAAUGUUACACAUUAUUGUUGACUAAACUUCAGGCUUUUUUUGUAUGCCACCAGUUUUUCCACUGAUGUCCGUUUUCUCUUCAGGGUCCCACACUGUACACAGUUUCCCUGUGCCUUUAGUCUCAUCCCAUCUGGGACAAUUUCUCAGUCUUCCUUUGUUUUCUGUGACCUUGGCAGUUUUGAGGAGUACUGAUUGAGCACUUUGUAGACUGUUCCUCACUGUAGGUUAGCCUGAUAUUUUCCCCACAAUAGAUUGGGAUUCUGGGUUUUGGCAGAAAACACCCCAGAAGUGAAGUGCCCAGGCUACACUUUAAUGAGAAAUCUCUAUGUUUUUGCUGUCUUUCACUUCUCUUCAUGUUCUUUUCCUCUCUUUGAAUAUCACUUGCCCCCUCCCCCACACCCCCAAUAUGGACUUACAGUCUGAGGCAACCAAAGGGUGAGAACUGAGUUGGGCUUUAGAGGGAAAUUAGAAUUUGGAAGUGAGAAGGCAUUUUGCUUGCCUGAGUCUCCAUCAUAUUUGAUGAGGAUAGGACCUCCCUUACUCCACCCACUGCCCCAAUUUGUGGGAACCUGGGAGAGGUUUUGUACUAACACAUGGCAUAGAUUGAGGUUUAGCUUCAUUUCAAGGUGCAGGUGUUAACACUUCAGGGAUUCCCCUUCUUCUGCCCUUGUUCCUCAGAAUUCCCACACCUCCACCUCUGCACACUCAAAUUGUGCCCUCUCUUUAUAACCCAGCUCACUUGUCCCCUCUGUGUCUCCAAAGCCAGGCUGGAACUCAAGGUGGGAAUCAGGGUAGAUAUACAGACUCAAAGGAAGGCACAUGUGGCAUGGGAUUCUGGGAAGAGGCUCAGCACCUGGGCUAAUGGUAAGGCUUCUGGGCAGUUGCCCACACUUCAUUUCUGGUCUUCAGUGUCAGAAGGAUUGUGCAAAUGCUCAACCAACCUCAGCCCCAUUCUUAGGUUGCAUAUUAUAUGCCACUGCUAUCCUCACUGCCUCACCAGAUGCUAUAUGGUCAUGAAAGAAGAUAAGAGGGAGAGAGAUUGACUGCACAGCAAAGUUUGAAAUACAGGAACUUUCAGGUUGGGAUUUUCAUGUUUAAAAUUUAGGACAGUAGGAGGAUUUGGUUUCCAGUCCCAGAUCUACCUCUCUUGAAACCUGUAUUUACCCAGGGCUGCAGAGGGAGGGAGAGAGAAUGAGGAUGGAGUUGGCAGGGGUGGGGCUACACCUGCAGUUCCCAAGUGAUCGUGGACAGCGAGGCCAACAGGGGUGCUGUCCCUGGCUCUACCACAGUCUUGUGCAGAGGGCACAGAAUUGCCCUCCCAGCACAUAACCUCCCCCUCGCAUUGCCCCUUUGGAGCCCCCACUUCCCAGAGCUCAAGCUUGGUUUCAGCCAGUGGCCCCUCUCUUCCUAGGGCUCACACCUGAAUCCAUGAUCCAGGCCUGAGCAUCAGUAUAUAAGAUGGACACCAUCUGUCCUCCAUUUGAAGACCCUCCUCCCAAGAGCAGAUCCCCUCUGCAAGCAGUGAGAGCAAAAAAAAAGGACGAGAAAAAUCUGAAACCAAAAAGUCACCCAGCCUCCAAAUAACUACCAUUGCCACAAAAUAGAAAUCCUUCAGGGCUUGGGUUCCGGCAGGCUCCAUCCCAUGUCUGACUGCCCUGACUGCCCAGCUCCAUGCUUCUCUGACCUGCUUUCCCACCUAGGCAAGUCUUCCUAGCUGGGAAGGGGAAACCUUUGACAUAGAUGAUCCCCGAAUGCAUUGCAUGAGAAUUGAUAAAUAAUUUAACCUUAAUCACAAAAUGGUUUUUGAGGAAGACAAUGUUCUUGAAGUAAUUUAAGCCUAGUGCUUAAAACUCUACAUAGAAAUACUUCAGGUAAUGGUUAUUAAUCUUCUGAAAUCACGUUUCUUCUUUUUUUAAAUUUUUUUUUAAGGUUUAUUUAUUUUUGAGACAGAGAGAGACAGAGCAUGAACGGGGGAGGGGCAGAGAGAGAGGGAGACACAGAAUCGGAAGUAGGCUCCAGGCUCCGAGCCAUCAGCCCAGAGCCCGACACAGGGCUCGAACUCACGGACCGCGAGAUCGUGACCUGAGCUGAAGUCGGACACUUAACCGACUGAGCCACCCAGGCGCCCCGGUCUUCUUUUUGAAGAUAGUUGAAAACCAGGGAGGAGGACCCACAAAGAUAGUUGGCAGAUUUCAAACUCAGUAUUUAAUUUUCACACGAUUUAGGCCACAGUGCUCUGCAGUUUGUAGGUUUGUGAAGGUUAAAACUCAUCGGACCCCAUGUUUUCUUGAGUUGCAAAAUCACGAUUGGGGCCUUGAUGAAGGAUGUCUUCGCAGCAAAUAUUUGUUGGGGAAAAGCCUUGUUUUAAACAUAAGAAAGGAAGUGAAACUGAUAUUCUUUAUGCAUUUCUUUGAGCUCCAGCCUGGUCUGGCAUUCAUUUAAACCAAAUAUUGCUGCUGCUCUGCCUCCGCUGUGGCAGGACAAAUCAGAAAGGGCCCAAGAAUAAUCCAUAAACUGCAGGCAUUCAGAGCUGCUUGAUGUGGAUUCAGGCAGAGCAUACUGGAGAACAUCCCCAAAUUAUGUGUUCUGUGUUCAAAGAAACCACAGUUUCUCUUCUCUCCCCUCCACCCCCAUUUUACCACAUGCUACGAUGAUGGGAGUUUGGGUUUGGGAGGAUCAGUGUCUGGGGUUCAAAUCUGGGCUCCUUCGCUUGCUAACUGUGAGAUCCUGGAUAAGUUUCUUGCUUUCCAAGUCUCAGUUUCCUUAUUUAUAAAAUAAGGCAAAUUAUUCCCACCUUUCAAAGUCAUUGUAAGCAGUGGUGAUGGUUUCCAUUGAGGAAGCCUGUAGUAUAGCUGCUGGAAUAUGGAAGUUAAGGAAGAGGCGUCCUUUGAUUUCUGCCCUGUAGAAUUCUACUUUUUCAUUGGGCUAUGAAGAAACUGAAGAAUCUUCUAGAGUUUAUCAUGAAGAAACUGAAGAACCUAGAGUUUAUCAUGGAAAAUGAGCCCUUGUCCAUUUCACUGGCUUAGUCCCACCAAUUAUGACUAAAGGGCACUGAGAAAUUGUAUGGACAUCUUGCCUUUGGUCCUGCAGCUCAGCACAUGGGGAGGGGAAAGUAACUUGAGCUGCAGCCUGGUCUGACACACUAUAAGGCAGACUCCAGGGGGCA
This is a messenger RNA of Acinonyx jubatus (cheetah), 15785 nucleotides long. Its product is annotated as 40S ribosomal protein S8-like. NCBI's taxonomy places the organism in Eukaryota, Metazoa, Chordata, Mammalia, Carnivora, Felidae. Bases 8989 to 9639 code for a protein of 216 amino acids. Gene Ontology annotation, biological process: maturation of SSU-rRNA from tricistronic rRNA transcript (SSU-rRNA, 5.8S rRNA, LSU-rRNA); translation. Gene Ontology annotation, cellular component: ribosome; cytosolic small ribosomal subunit. The transcript is spliced from 2 exons. Gene Ontology annotation, molecular function: structural constituent of ribosome. The record is from RefSeq and is a predicted model, not a curated record.